AUGCUAUUUACAAAGCUGACGAGGCUUUGGGAUAAUCAAGGCAUUAUCGUCGACCAAAGCGCCAACUAUAAAGUCUUGGUGGAGGGAGAAGAGUUGACAAGAGGAGCCCCGAGACUUACUAAAGUACACAUCCCUGGGGGAAUUUCGACCACCACUUUAGGGAAAUGGAGGUCGGCUAUGCCUACAGUCACCCAGCCCGUCUGUACUGGACUUCAUAUCGUCUUCAGAGACGACGACGAAUGCUACGUUACACAGACUGAGGAGUAA
This is a messenger RNA of Echinococcus granulosus, 267 nucleotides long. RefSeq lists its product as hypothetical. Lineage: Eukaryota; Metazoa; Platyhelminthes; Cestoda; Cyclophyllidea; Taeniidae. The record is from RefSeq and is a predicted model, not a curated record. Bases 1 to 267 code for a protein of 88 amino acids. The transcript has a single exon.